UCCACUGGAGCUUCAUCACGGUGGCGAAACUUUUAACGGGUGUUUGAGGAGUCUCUGCUGCGGGAGCCGGACGCUUUAUUGAAACUAAGCAGCAAAUCUGUCAUAUUAAAAUGGCAAGUUUAUUAACUGGUGUUUAAACUCAAACGUUUUUUAUAUGAUAUUUAUUUAAAAGUUUGUAUUUAUUUAUAACAUAGUUUGACAUGUUGUUUAGUACCGCAGUGAGUUCCUCUAGAUUGACUGACAGGCUCCUCAACAUGACAUUUGGGAUUCAUUAUGAAUGAAUGGACACUCGUUUUAACGACAUAAACCGGGUGAAAAUGGGCGAUGAGUCGAAGUCAGUGGACGGAGAGGUGAAUGACAAUACAUAUUACUCAAAAACUGAUGCUGAGGUGAAUUUUGAACAUCGCUACACAACGCCAGAAACGCGUUUGUAUAAAAAGAGAUGGGUCAUAGUGUGUUUAUUCAGCUCAUAUUCGCUCUGCAACUCCUAUCAAUGGAUUCAGUACGGAAUCAUCAACAACAUCUUCAUGCGCUUCUACGGCGUGGACUCUUUCACCAUAGACUGGAUGUCCAUGAUUUACAUGUUGACAUACAUUCCGCUCAUUUUCCCCGUUUCGUGGCUACUGGAUAAAAAGGGUCUGAGGGUCAUCGCGCUCGUGGCCGCGGCUCUGAAUUGCGCGGGCACGUGGAUCAAGGUGGCCAGCGCCAGACCGGACCUUUUCCCGGUGACAUUUCUCGGUCAGUUCACGUGCUCCGUUGCUCAGGUGUUUAUAUUGGGGAUGCCCUCGCGGAUCGCAUCGGUGUGGUUCGGGUCGGAUGAGGUGUCCACAGCGUGCUCCAUUGGAGUCUUCGGAAAUCAGUUGGGCAUCGCCAUUGGCUUCCUCGUUCCACCCAUACUUGUUCCCAAUGUGGACGAUCUGGAUGAGCUGGCGGCUCAUAUCAGAGUCAUGUUCUACAUCACCGCAGGUGUGGCCACAUUCCUGUUCGUGCUGGUUGUCAUUGUGUUUCAGGAGCGUCCGGAGAUUCCUCCCACUCUCGCUCAGGCUGCUGCUCGACGCAUUUCUCCAGAGAGCUACUCAUACACGGCCUCCAUCCUCAGACUGCUACGCAACAAAGCCUUUAUCCUCCUCGUCAUCACUUACGGGCUGAACGUUGGCUGUUUUUAUGCUGUCAGUACACUUCUCAACCGGAUGAUCAUUGAACACUAUCCUGGCGAGGAGGUGAAUGCUGGCAGGAUCGGCCUCACCAUUGUGGUCGCUGGCAUGGUGGGUUCCCUCAUCUGUGGGAUCUGGCUAGACCGAUCGAAAACCUACAAACAAACCACUCUAGCGGUGUAUCUGAUGUCCCUCAUGGGUUUGGUGAUUUAUGCUUUUACUCUGGAUUUGCAUCACCUUUGGGUGGUUUUCAUCACAGCAGGAGCCCUCGGGUUCUUCAUGACGGGUUAUCUUCCUCUCGGCUUUGAGUUUGCUGUUGAAUUGACGUACCCAGAGUCUGAAGGCACGUCUUCAGGGCUACUGAACUGUUCAGCACAGGUGUUUGGGAUCAUAUUUACAAUCUGUCAGGGGAAAAUCAUGGACUCCUUCGGUACACUGGCUGGAAAUCUGUUCCUGUGUGCCUUUUUGCUGAUAGGAACCAUUAUAACAGGCUGUAUAAAGUCAGAUCUGCGCAGACAGCUGGCAAACCAGCAAGCACAAACUGCUGACCAUUUGGACACAUCGCCAACACAAACAAGAUUUUGAAGCCAAACAAAAAGCAGUGAUCAUGGAACGGAUCAUGUAGCAUUACUUGUGACAUUUUCUUUUUUUAGUUUGUGGCCUUGAAUUUCAAUCGAUUUUGACAUUUUCUUUGUGUUAUAUAUGUGAUUGUUUUUGUUUUGUUUUGUAUGUUUUUAACUGCCAUGGACUGAUUGAGUAUUUGUUUGUGUGAGCAUUUGUGUUUACUUGAUCAAUAAUCAUCUCAGAUUUUAGGAUAUAUUCUAAUUUUUAACUUUUAUAAAUUGGUGAUUUAAAUUAUUCAUCUUAACAUUUUUCUUCUCAAAAUUUGUAUAGACGUUUAUAUAAAAGAUAAGAAAAUAAUAAGAUGAAGCCCUUAAGUAUGUGAGAUUCAUCAGUAUUAUGCAGUAGAUAUAUGAUAACAUUGUUUUGUUUGAUACAGCUGUGUUGUAGUUCAUUUAAAGUCAUGUUAGUCCAUCUAAACCAACUCCAAUCAAUAAAACUAAAACUCCACAUUUAGCAUUUAAA
Molecule: messenger RNA, 2240 nt
Organism: Danio rerio (zebrafish)
Lineage: Eukaryota; Metazoa; Chordata; Actinopteri; Cypriniformes; Danionidae
Source: RefSeq, a predicted model, not a curated record